AUGGGUGAUGAAGAGACAAAAAUUUUGGCAAAAUCCCAUCCCAUGGUUGGUGGAGAUGGAGCUCGAAGCUAUGCUAAAAAUUCGUCCUACCAGAGGGCAGUGAUGAAUGCUACCAAGGAAAUGGUAGAAGACGCCAUAGCUGAUAAGCUUGACUUCAAAACCCUGGAAAUUGAAGCUUCCAAAACAUUUCAAAUAGCGGAUUUGGGAUGCUCCACUGGCCCCAACACCUUCAUUGCCGUGCAAAACAUUAUAGAAGCUGUUGAACAAAAAUACCUUAUUCAACGACAAAACCCUAAUUCAGCCCUAGAAUUCCAGGUCUUUUUUAACGACCAUAACGAUAAUGACUUCAACACUCUCUUCAAAACCCUUCCUCCUGAACGAAAGUACUUUGCCACUGGUGUCCCGGGUUCUUUUUAUAGCCGCUUGUUUCCCGAGAAAACGCUUCAUUUUAUACACUCCUCCUAUUCACUGCACUGGCUUUCCCGGGUUCCAGAAGAGAUUGUUGAUAGUAAAUCUCCAGCAUGGAAUAAAAGCAGUAUUCAAUGCACAGGAUUGGUGAAAGAAGUCACUGAGGCGUAUGCAGCUCAGUUCAACAAUGACAUGGAGAGUUUUCUAAACGCUAGAGCUCAAGAACUUGUGGGUGGAGGAUUAAUGGUGAUUGUAAUAUCAAUAUUGCCAAAUGGGAUCCCCAUGGCUAAAACUGCUGAGGGUAAAAUUUAUGAUUUGCUUGGAUCUUGCCUCAUUGACCUAGCCAAAAUGGGGUUGAUUGAUGAAGAAAAAGUGGACUCCUUCAACUUCCCUUUAUACUAUCCGACUUGUGAGGAGAUAGAGGCUAUCAUACGGAGAAAUGGAUUGUUCAGCAUUGAGAGAAUGAAAAUAUUCGCUCCCGUUGUACCAGGAGAAAUGACUUUUUCUGCAGAACGUUCUACUGCACAAAUUAGAGCGGUGUUUGAGGGACUGAUCGAGGAGCAUUUCGGCCAUGAGUUUAUUGACCAGUUGUUCAUCAACUUCACCAGGAAGCAGCUUGCUGAGAAUUUCUUAAAAUCUGAUGAUUUGAAAAACCAUAACAAGAUUGAUUUAUUCAUCGCACUCAAGCGAAUCAAUACGAUAGAUUCUUAUUGGAGUAUGUAA
This is a messenger RNA of Mangifera indica (mango), 1131 nucleotides long. Its product is annotated as loganic acid O-methyltransferase-like. The record is from RefSeq and is a predicted model, not a curated record. Lineage: Eukaryota; Viridiplantae; Streptophyta; Magnoliopsida; Sapindales; Anacardiaceae. The coding region runs from base 1 to 1131 and encodes 376 amino acids. The transcript is spliced from 3 exons. Gene Ontology annotation, molecular function: S-adenosylmethionine-dependent methyltransferase activity. Gene Ontology annotation, biological process: methylation.